AAGUCUUGACGUAAAAUUUUCCAUUCUAUUGGUUUUUCAUACUUUUUACGCUUUAAAAUUUUUCCUGAAUUAGGUUUCGUUUUAGUUGAUGGUUCCCUUUUUGAAAUCCAUUUGUUAAUAAACUGUUUUUCUCCUUCUCCCAAAGGAGCAUGGCAUACUAAUUAAUAAUGAGGCCAGAAAAAAAAAUCAAUUUUUUUUUUAAAAAAAAGGGUUUUAACAAAAAGAUUCCACUAUUUACAUUUUGGGUUAAGGUAGUUUCGCCAGCGAUUACAAAUUUGACGUUGAUCGUAAGGAAUUAUUUUAGCGAUUUCCACGAACGGGCUGCGUUCUUUCUUUGUUUCAAACUCUGCCAUCUUAUCCAAAAUAGUUUGAUCACUCUGCAGACAAAAAUAUCUUCUCUUUUUUACACCUUUCAUGAACUUUCGUGGUUUCUUAUUUUUCAAUUUUUUCUUGAUUCCUUCAUUGAUCCUCUUUUUUAUUUCCUUUACGGGUUUUUCUUUAUCGAACAAAAGUGCAUCCUUCGUAGAUUCUUCUUUAAUUAUUUUCCUCGCUGAUUCUUUUUCACUCAAAUUUGGAUACAUUAUUAAACUUUAUAAUGUUGAAAUUG
Messenger RNA from Rhizophagus irregularis DAOM 181602=DAOM 197198, 607 nucleotides. The record is from RefSeq and is a predicted model, not a curated record. NCBI's taxonomy places the organism in Eukaryota, Fungi, Glomeromycota, Glomeromycetes, Glomerales, Glomeraceae.